Molecule: messenger RNA, 1050 nt
Organism: Phaeoacremonium minimum UCRPA7
Lineage: Eukaryota; Fungi; Ascomycota; Sordariomycetes; Togniniales; Togniniaceae
Product: putative choline monooxygenase protein
Exons: 2
Coding region: 1-1050 (349 amino acids)
Molecular function (GO): iron ion binding; 2 iron, 2 sulfur cluster binding
Source: RefSeq, a predicted model, not a curated record
AUGUACGAUCUUGAGAGGCGGGCCAUUUUCUCUAGGAAAUGGUUGCUCACUACACAUAAGGCUAGACUGCCCAAUACGGGAGACUGGGUACAGUAUGAGGUUGCUGAUUUCAAGUUCAUCAUUGCCAAAGACCGCACCGGCGCCAUCAACGCAUUCCACAAUGUCUGCAGACAUCGAGCUUUCCCAGUUGUCACACAGGAAAAUGGCAACAACAGUAUCCUUGCGUGCAAAUACCACAACUGGACCUACGGUCUCAACGGGAAGCUUACUAAAGCACCAGGAUAUCAAGAACUGGAGGGAUUCGACAAGUCGAAAAAUGGACUCUUCCCUAUACACGUCCACAUUGACGCAAACGGAUUCAUCUGGGUCAAUAUGGACAGUGCCGAGAAACCAAUUGCCUGGGACAAAGAUUUUGAUGGUAUCGAUAAACAACACAGAUUCCAAGCUUAUAACUGGGACGAUUAUGUGUUCGACCACACCUGGGAAAUGGAGGGAGAAUAUAACUGGAAGAUAUUGGCAGAUAACUACAACGAAUGCUAUCACUGCCCUACGACACAUCCUGACAUCCCGAGCAUUGCAGAUUUGGACGCAUAUUCGGUCAGGACAGAGAAGGGUUAUGUCCAACAUCUCGGUAACCCCACGCCGGAACAGAUUGCCAGAGGCUUCAAUGUUGCCGCCACGUACUAUUUCCCUAAUGCUUCAAUGAACGUUUCGAACAAGAACUCUAGCGAUGAAGACUUUAAGGUGAUCAACGACAUCUACAAACGCAUCAUGUCGGAAGACAAGGUCCUGUGCCUCAACGCACAGAAGAACAUAAACGCCGGCGUGUUUAUCAACGGUGAGAUGCAUCCGAGGUUGGAGCAGGGUCCUCUGUUUUUCCAGAACACGGUACGCGAGGCGGUCACUGCACACCACAUGCAAGAAGCAAAGGCAAAGCGCGAGAUAUGGCCGUCUCGACAGACUCUGCCGGAUUCUGCCACUGUCACCAAGGACGACUUCGAGUUCUGCUCGAGUCUGGACUGUUCGAAGGCUGAAGGGUUGGAUUGGUAG